GGCAAAACUAUCUCAAAGAUAAGAUGACACACAGCCCAAAGCAUUAUGGGUCUAUUACCUCUCCGCACUGCAGGGAUAACGCAGAGGGGACCUUCAGCCCUGGUUCCCACGGCGAGACUUUAUUAUUUCCGUUUUUAGUCGAGAAUCAGCGCCAACCAUGGAGUACCGGAUGGUGAUUAUGUACGUGGAGAUCGGCUGCUUUGUAACCAGCCUGUGCGGCUGGAUCCUGGUGUGCUCCACUCUUCCCACCGAGUACUGGACGUUCUCUGAGGUGAGCAGCCUCGUGCUGACAACCGCCAACUACUACUCCAACCUGUGGAGAGACUGCAUCUCGGACACGACGGGGGUCUCCGACUGCAAGGACUACCCGUCCAUGUUGGCCCUGCCUGUGCACAUGCACGCGCUCAGAGCACUGGCGGUCUCGGCCGUGAUCACAGGAUUCUUUGGAAGCGUCCUCACGCUGGUCGGGAUGAAAUGCACCAAAAUUGGUGGGACAGAGAUUACCAACGCAAGGGUGACGUUUUCUGGUGGUAUAACCUACUUAGUUUCAGGUUUCUGUGGGAUGAUAACAUACUCCUGGUGGGCUAACAGAGUCAUAACACAGUUUGUGGAUCCGAACUUCAAGUCCCAUAAAUUUGAACUGGGUGCUGCUGUUUUCAUUGGCUGGGGAGGAUCCAUCCUGCUCCUUAGUGGGGGAACGGUGCUCACUUACUUCUCAGGAAAAGAAGGUCUACCAAAAAGUUUAUCAAAAGGCCCACGGAGGCCGGCUUCUUAUGCUGCCGUCCGCACCAGACAGACGUACAUGCGGCCGCCGUCGUCCAGAGUGACGCUGGUGCCGCCGCUGUAUUACUCAGAUGGGAGGAGUCAAACAACCAGAGGGGCAGGAAGAACCACUCCCAUCGAGAACCGGGACACCUUCGUAUGA
Messenger RNA from Xiphophorus hellerii (green swordtail), 925 nucleotides. RefSeq names its product claudin 10d (gene cldn10d). Gene Ontology annotation, molecular function: structural molecule activity. Gene Ontology annotation, cellular component: membrane; bicellular tight junction. The transcript is spliced from 5 exons. Lineage: Eukaryota; Metazoa; Chordata; Actinopteri; Cyprinodontiformes; Poeciliidae. Bases 158 to 925 code for a protein of 255 amino acids. The record is from RefSeq and is a predicted model, not a curated record.